This is a messenger RNA of Cynoglossus semilaevis (tongue sole), 2512 nucleotides long. RefSeq lists its product as uncharacterized. Gene Ontology annotation, molecular function: cell adhesion molecule binding. Gene Ontology annotation, biological process: homotypic cell-cell adhesion. Lineage: Eukaryota; Metazoa; Chordata; Actinopteri; Pleuronectiformes; Cynoglossidae. Gene Ontology annotation, cellular component: basolateral plasma membrane; intercalated disc; bicellular tight junction. The coding region runs from base 184 to 1566 and encodes 460 amino acids. The transcript is spliced from 2 exons. The record is from RefSeq and is a predicted model, not a curated record.
GACACUAAAAUCAGCUGCCAAAUACAGCGUAAUUGACCCAUCAAGAUACCAAAAUGCCACAUAUAAUAGACAUUAUCGACAUUACUUACUUUCAAGUGCAUGUAAUUAUAUUAUAUAACUACAUUAUUUUUGCAGCUUUAUAAGUGUGCUUACUUAAUUUUUCCAUAAUUUUGCUCUUCAGAAAUGGGCAACAAAUCUUCAAGAAAGAGACCGAAAUUCAUUAAAUGGUUUUGGUCUUUUUUUAUGAUGGCAGGGAUAAUGACAUCCACCAUUGGCCUAAAGACAAAUAGCAAUUUGUCUAACUACAAUGUGGCUACAGGAGAAAACAUUAGCCAUGGAUGUCAGUUCACCCCAGUUCCGUUUCACAUGGGUGCUUUGUUAAUUGAAUGGAUCUUCAGUCCUGCAGGCGGACUAAUGGCAGAAAACAUAAUCUCUUUUUUAAAUGACACAACUGGUCAUCGAAAUAUGUGUUUUCAAAUCAGGAUACAUUUUUCUUCUCUAAAUCCUAGAGACACUGAUGCUUCUUUAACCCUAAGUGACCUCAGAAUUACUAAUUCAGGCAUAUACAAACUUAAGGUGAGAAAUCCUAGCAGACUGCAAACCAAGAAAGUGUACCUAACAAUAAUGGAGAAGAUAUCCAAACCACUUUGUGGUCUGUCUAAUGACUUUGAGGUAGGCAGGGAUCUAAAACUAAAGUGCAGAAUCUUACCAGGAUCUCAUUUAUGGAUUUCAAAAUGGGAAAAAAUGUCUGAACAUUUGCCACACAGCACUAAAUUUGGAUUCCAUGGUUACUUGUAUAUAAAAAACAUCACAGAAAUCGACUUAAGAACCUUCCAAUGUGCUGCUAAAAACAAUAUUGGAAGAAGUCAGAAAAACUGUGAACUCCUUCUAUCCUAUCCUUAUAAGAAAGAUAACACUGUCAGAACAGUAGGGAUUAAUCAAUUUACAGCAAUGGGUAUUGGAAUACGACCCAUUCCUAAAACUGAGGCCUUUUCACCAAGCAAGGCAGGAACUGCAGUGAGUAAUCUCACCACAAUUAAAGGUCAAUGGUUAAAUCAGAUCCAUGAGCCAGAAUAUGGGAUCUCAUUGUCACAGAAAAUGGGAGGAAGAAAAGUCAGUAGAUUAAUUAAAGUCAACAAAGAAAGUGACUUUCCUCAGCCAGAACCUAAGAUGUCAUUACCUCUAAAUACAACAAGAACCACAGAUGGUACUCAAAACACAGUAAAAGUUGGAGGAUCCAGUCACCAUUUUCGAUCUACAUCAGCACUGAUGGCGGUAGCAUUGUUCUGUCCAGCAAUGGUCAUCGUCGCCAUCAUCACAGACACAGCUGUCUUUUGCUGCUGCAAAAAGAAACAAGAGAAUCAGUUUAUGACUGUUGGAAGACCUCCCCAUAAAUCAGAGCAAAUGAGGGCUCAUCACAAUUCACAGAUAAAUAAAAAAGCAAUGGGUGACGCAAAGGUAGAAAAGAUCUCAGUAAAACUGAACCAAAGAGAGUUAUCUUUUAUAGGAGAUUUUAAAGGUAAGAACUUAUGCACAGAAAAGCACAACAUAUUAAUGUUUAACUAAACUACUAUAGAUAUGUUUAUUUUAACAGUUGAUCGAAAUUCUUUUUGCAUUUUAGGUGUUCACAUUUCUAAAGAGAUGUACGUGUAGUGAAAGUGAAUUAUUCGUCAUUGUGACACAGCACACCACUGCACACACAACGAAAUGUGACCCUGAUGUAACUCAUCACCAAAGUGAACAGUGGGCAGCUUAUAAGCACCCGGGGAGCAGUGUGUGGGGACGGUGCCAUGCUCAAAGCACCUCAGUGGUAACUUGGCAGUUGGUGGACUUGAACCAGCAGCCACCUUUUCCCCUCUCAUUAACAACAGGCUUUUUCAAUCUAAAGAGCAACCAAUCUUAGACAUAGUAAGUUGAACUUUCUACAUCACUGAACAGAAAGUGAGCAGAGCUUUUAAUCUCUCUUAUUCUCAUUCACCCAGGUCAUAUUAUCCAAAGAGUUUAGUUGUAAGCAACUGAACUUCUUCUUGGAGCUUGAAAGACGCUUCGCUCCUCAACGGAGGACCUUCAUCAGUUUCUGGUUGAUGUAAGAGGGAACACUAGUAGUUUUCUAGUUGUGUUAUUUUGGUCAUAAGUGUGAUGUGAUGUAGAAAUGCAUAUUACAUAUUCAUUUUAUAACCCUUAUUGUUACUAAAGUUAUCAAUGAUGCGAUGAAACCGAUGAAGCCUACAAUGUGUUGAAUCUUUGCAGAAUUUGGAAAUGGCCAAUCACAACAAGCCCUGAAGUAUAGCUCGUGUUGGAAUACUGCUGUUCAUUUGAUAUACAGCACUCCUACUGUGGUUUUAUAUUUGGAACUACAAAACCCUAUAUUAGAAAAACAUGCAUAAGUGUACACACACACACACACAUACAGUGGGUAAGAAAGUAUUUAGACCCCCUUAUCAUAUAAGUUCAUUUGUUUUCCUCAUUAAUAUACACACAGCACCCCAUAUUGACAGAAAAACACAGCCAU